Messenger RNA from Erinaceus europaeus (western European hedgehog), 942 nucleotides. Its product is annotated as granzyme B(G,H)-like. The transcript is spliced from 5 exons. The record is from RefSeq and is a predicted model, not a curated record. Gene Ontology annotation, molecular function: serine-type endopeptidase activity. Gene Ontology annotation, cellular component: intracellular membrane-bounded organelle; cytoplasm. Gene Ontology annotation, biological process: proteolysis. NCBI's taxonomy places the organism in Eukaryota, Metazoa, Chordata, Mammalia, Eulipotyphla, Erinaceidae. The coding region runs from base 93 to 851 and encodes 252 amino acids.
UCUGGGUCCAUCUAUGCAUUCUCCUGCUGCUGGGGCUUAAAGAGAUCACAGAGGAAGCUGAGAAGCUCACCCAAGACAACCUUCCUGGGAAGAUGCACCUGCUGCUGCUCCUGCUCCCACUCCUGCCAGCCUGCUUCCUGCCCCCCAGGACACAGGCAGGCCAGAUCAUCGGGGGACAUGAGGCCAGACCCCAUUCCCGCCCCUACAUGGCUUACCUGAAUAUCUCAGAGCAGAUGUUUUACACCCUGUGUGGGGGUUUCUUGAUCCGAAAGGACUUUUUACUGACCGCCGCUCACUGUCAAGGAAGCUCAUACAAGAUCAUCCUGGGGGCCCAUGACAUCCAGAAGAAGGAGAAGACCCAGCAGGUCAUCAGUGUGAGCAGAGCCAUCCCCCACCCAGACUAUAAUUCUAAAAACUUCUCCAAUGACAUCAUGUUACUGAAGUUGGCGAAAAAGGUCAAGAUGACCUCAGCUGUGAAGCCCCUCAAGCUGCCCAAUCCCCGGGACCGGGUGAGGCCAGGACAGGUGUGCAGUGUGGCUGGCUGGGGGAGGACUUCUGCCCGCUGGAAGAAAUACCCAGACACACUACAGGAGGUGAAACUGACCUUGCUUGAGGAUGAGGAGUGUGGAUCUCGGUUCCGAAACCAUUACAAUAAUGCCAUUCAACUGUGUGCUGGAGACCCAAAUGAUGAUAAAGCUUCCUUUCAGGGCGAUUCUGGGGGUCCUCUCGUUUGCAACAACAUGGCCCAGGGCAUUGUCUCCUUUGGACGAAAAGAUGGCACACCUCCACGGGUCUACACCAAGAUCUCAAGUUUCCUUCCCUGGAUAAAGAAGACCAUGAGAAGCCACUGAUUUCAAGAACUAGACUAUUAUGUGGGACUAAUGUAGCAUCACCUUCAAGAGACACCUGAAAUGGAAUAAAUGUCUCUUAUCUGAGUGGGAA